Messenger RNA from Habropoda laboriosa, 749 nucleotides. Its product is annotated as thymidylate kinase. Gene Ontology annotation, molecular function: ATP binding; dTMP kinase activity. The coding region runs from base 111 to 749 and encodes 212 amino acids. The record is from RefSeq and is a predicted model, not a curated record. Gene Ontology annotation, cellular component: nucleus; mitochondrion; cytosol. Gene Ontology annotation, biological process: dTDP biosynthetic process; dTTP biosynthetic process; dUDP biosynthetic process. The transcript is spliced from 3 exons. Lineage: Eukaryota; Metazoa; Arthropoda; Insecta; Hymenoptera; Apidae.
GUACUGAUUAUGUCAAUACUGCUGUCUACCAUACGCGGGCUUGAGUGCCACGUCAAUCGGUGCUACACUUCGAGGAUUCAGUAGACUAUAAUUUUAUAAAAGAGAACAAAAUGUCUGUAGGACGUGGUGCUUUAAUAGUUUUCGAAGGUUGUGAUAGAGCAGGAAAGUCUACUCAAUUGAAAAUGUUAGCCGAAGCUUUAAAUAAACGAAACAUUCCUGUGGAACCACGUGCUUUUCCUAAUAGAACAACUGCCAUUGGAUUAAUGUUAAAUAACUUUUUGUCCACGAAGCAAGAACUCCUUCCUGAAGUAGCACAUUUACUAUUUUCUGCAAACCGAUGGGAAUGCAAAGAUGAAAUGUUGGACACUUUAUAUAGUGGUACUACCCUCAUUGUUGACAGAUAUGCUGGCUCAGGUGCUGCUUAUACAGCAGCUACUAGUGGUAGAAGUUUAAGUUGGUGCAAGGAAUCUGAUAAAGGACUACCUUGUCCAGAUCUAGUUAUUUUAUUCGAAGUUUCGGAAGAAUCUCAACGUUUGCGUAGUAACUGGGGAAAGGAGCGUUUUGAAAAUAGUAAACUUCAACAUCAAGUUGCUUGUAAUUAUAGGAAAUUGAUAGACCAAACAUGGACUGUUAUUGAUAGCAAUGAAGAUAAAUCAUUAAUACACUCUCAAGUAUUAGAGAAAGUAUUAGCUGUUAUAAAAUGUGUUAGACAUAAACCUAUACAAAAAUUAUACGAAUCUUCUAAUUGA